AUGGCGGACAGCAUUGUAUCUCGAGUGUUUCAAGAACUAGAAAGAAUAGUCCAGGGCGCCUUGGUUCGUGUUGGUUUAAAUGAAGAGAAAAACCAUGUAAAACUUAUAAAGAAAACACGACACUUGAAGUCUGGUGAUGUUUUUAUCCCAACGGGAAUCUUGAGACUCAACGAUGCAAAGAAAACAGAGAUUCUGGAGUUUUUGGAGCAGUCCUCAGAAAAAUUAAAAGAGAAGUUUAUAAAGAAAGUUUUUGCUGACAAAUUCAGUAUUCUGACAUUUCACUUGGACAGAGUUCAGUUUUGUAGAGCUGUGUUUAAGGAGGUACAAGAUCUUGCUGGUAAAUAUGGCCACACUAAAAAGAAAAUAAACACUUCAGUUUAUAUAAACGCUGUCAAUAAAGAGGGCGCAGAUGGUAAAAACUCACUGACAGAUCUCCGCCUGGAAGUGACCAGAUGCCACGUGCAACAGUUACUUGCUGCCAAUGGAUAUUUAGUAUCCCAGACAGUACACAAUGACAGUAAUUUAGUUUUAGGUACAACAAAGGUAAUAAGUACAGAAAACACAUGUGAAGAAACUGUGAGAUUACAGACAUCAGAAUUAGAGAGGCGCUUCAUGGAAAAGGCAAGACUCCUGGCUUUAUCAAGCCUUACAGAUGAACAGCAGCAGAAGCGACAUGUUCACGGUGAAGCUAGUGCAUCGGUUACUGGCUGCACCGUUAGGGAUGGUGAUACAGAGAGCACUGUGAUACUAGAUGUGGAACAGAUGAGUCUGAACAAUCAGCAGGUUACUGAGGGUGAAGGUUUGGUCGGAAACAUUGGUACAGUUACAGUUGUUCGUGAUGGGAAACCAACAUAUAUUUUGAAGGAAGCCAUCAGAUUGGCAGAAUUCCUGGAGAAUAAACAAUGUUGUUACUGCGUGCAUGUGGUCCCACAGAACCAAGUUUUUACACAGCAGCAAAUACUUUUGACACUAGCAGCCCUCUCUGAUCAACAGUAUCAACAGAGUCUGCUAGUUGUAGGGCCAGUUGUAGCCAAACAUGCAGAAACAGCAGAUUCCAAAUUGUGUAUAGAAACAGCUGAUGCUUUUUAUGAGAGGAGACUUCAGCAAAUGAAAGAUGCUUCAGAGAUUAGAAAUGGCUGUGAAAGUUCGGACCACAGACAGAUUGAGCUGCUUACAUCUGCCAGUAUAAAACUGGAUCUCCUAGCAAAUACUUGCCACAAUUCACUUCACCUUGAUGCAAGCAGUACAGACUGUGGAGCUGAGAGUCGCAUGGGAGCUUUUGUGCUGUACAAUGUUGCUAGACUAGCCACUCUGAUGUCACGCUUUAACCAGUCUGUACAGAAAGGCAUAUAUCCACCUUUACCACCAUUGGAGGACAUAGAUUUAAACUUACUGAGAGAAGAAGAAGACUGGGAACUAGUAUACCUGUAUGUAGCGGCAUUUCCUGAUGUGUUGCGACAGUCGGUGGAGGAAGUGUUUCCAAAGGAUGGAAAAUAUCUGGCUAAAAUCCACACUCACAAAGUGACCAGUUUUAUUAUUGCCUUAACCAAAUGUGUGAGUGCACACUACAGUAGAUACCAUGUUCUUACUGGAGGAGAGUCACACCUGCUGCCUCUGAUGUAUGCCAGAUUGUACCUUUUGAAAUCAGUUCACCAGGUUUCACUCAACAGUUUGCAGCUUGUUGGUGUGGAAGCUCUUUCAUUCUUAUAG
Molecule: messenger RNA, 1710 nt
Organism: Candidula unifasciata
Lineage: Eukaryota; Metazoa; Mollusca; Gastropoda; Stylommatophora; Geomitridae
Source: the annotation of a GenBank genome assembly